This is a messenger RNA of Scomber japonicus (chub mackerel), 765 nucleotides long. RefSeq names its product high choriolytic enzyme 1-like. Gene Ontology annotation, molecular function: zinc ion binding; metalloendopeptidase activity. The transcript has 7 exons. The record is from RefSeq and is a predicted model, not a curated record. The coding region runs from base 1 to 765 and encodes 254 amino acids. Gene Ontology annotation, biological process: proteolysis. NCBI's taxonomy places the organism in Eukaryota, Metazoa, Chordata, Actinopteri, Scombriformes, Scombridae.
AUGUCUCAAUUUCAGCUCUUGACACAACAGAGACGAACUGAGUUUGGCAAUGUGAACAAAAGAAACAUUAAUGAGUCACAAGACGUCUCUAACGUCAUUGCAAAAGCAAAUGCUGACAUAACAUCAGGACUGGUUCACGAUGACAUCGUCCCAACAACGAAGAGGAACGCCGACCCCUGCACUGCUAGAGGCUGCAAAUGGCGUAAAUUUGGACGCUAUGUGAGAGUGCCUAUCGUCAUCUCCUCCCAAUACUCCAGUGCCGAGCGUAACAUCAUCAUCAGAGGCCUGCUGACCUUCCACAAGUCCACUUGCGUUCGCUUCUACUGGAGGCGCUGGUGGCAUCGCAGUUACCUCUACUUCUUCUCUGGAACUGGAUGCUGGUCUUACCUGGGUCGUCAGGGAGGAGGACAGCGUGUGUCCCUGAGGAGAAACGGCUGUCUGUACCAGGACACAGUGCAGCACGAGGUUCUCCACGCUCUCGGCUUCCACCACGAACAAGUCCGCUCCGACAGAGACAGAUACGUCAACAUCCUCACCCAGAACAUCCAGUCAGGAAGGGAAAGCAACUUCGCAAAGGUGCAGACCAACAACCUGGGAACUCCCUAUGACUUCAACUCCGUCAUGCAUUACAGCAAGUACGCCUUCUCCAAGAACGGGCAACCCACCAUCGUUGCCAAGAGCAACCCGAACCUUAACUUCGGACAAGCCAGUACCAUGAGUGCCAAUGACAUUGCCCGUGUCAACAGGCUGUACGGAUGCAGAUAA